Molecule: messenger RNA, 998 nt
Organism: Fundulus heteroclitus (mummichog)
Lineage: Eukaryota; Metazoa; Chordata; Actinopteri; Cyprinodontiformes; Fundulidae
Product: odorant receptor 131-2-like
Exons: 1
Coding region: 78-998 (306 amino acids)
Biological process (GO): G protein-coupled receptor signaling pathway
Cellular component (GO): membrane
Molecular function (GO): G protein-coupled receptor activity
Source: RefSeq, a predicted model, not a curated record
UUUGUUGUAAUAUUUAAACAAUGCAGUCAGUGAGUUGCAUUAUUUUUUGAUAAUUUUUUUUCUCCUUGAAACUGAAUAUGUCAAAUAACAGCUCUGUGGCUGUCCUUUUUCAACAACAGGUAAACUUCCGGCUGAUGUUUGUGCAGAUGUUGGUGAUGAUUUUUCUGUGCAUCAACAUGCUGCUCAUUGUGACUUUCUUCAAAAAGGAGUGUUUCCACACAAGCGCUCGGUAUAUUCUAUUUGCUGUUAUGUUGCUGUCAGACAGUUUUGUGUUAAUCAUAUCUGAUGUUUUGCUUAUUUUAAACUGGGUUGAAUUCAGCAUACAUGUCUGGCUGUGUACCAUUAUUUCUGUUGUCACACUCCUCUAUGUUAUGGCCACACCUGUGACUCUGACAGCUAUGACCCUGGAGCGUUAUGUGGCCAUUUGCCUGCCCCUGCGGCAUGCAGAGCUGUGCUCCACCCGCAGGUCCGUACGCUGCAUCCUCAUUAUUCACGGCAUCAGCUCUGUUCCCGGCAUGAUGAUUCUCAUUGUGUUCUUGGCGACAGCGCCUUUCAGCCUCUACAAACAAAAGGCUUUGUGUUCAGUGGAGAUGUUCCUUUUGCAGACAUGGCAACGUCAUUUUAGGUCCGCUGUAAGUCAGUUUUACUUUUUGAUUAUGUGCAUCGUCAUCAUUUUCUCCUAUGCUCAAAUAAUGAAGGUGGCCAAAGCUGCUUCUACAGAGAAUAAGCGGUCAACACAGAGAGGGCUGAGAACAGUCACCCUUCAUGCUUUCCAGCUGCUGCUCUGUCUCAUCCAGCUGUGGAACCCCUUCUUCGAGGCUGCUGCACUUCAUAUUGAUUUUACUUUAUUUAUGGACAUCCGGUACUCUAACUACAUACUGUUUAAUGUUGCACCAAGAUGUUUGAGUCCUCUUAUUUAUGGUCUCAGGGAUGACAAAUUUUUUCUUGCCCUAAAAAACGAUAUUUGCUUGAGCUCUUGUAAAAGACGGAAAGUCUGA